This is a messenger RNA of Boleophthalmus pectinirostris (great blue-spotted mudskipper), 3954 nucleotides long. It is a transcript of the gene edem3, whose product is annotated as ER degradation enhancer, mannosidase alpha-like 3. Gene Ontology annotation, cellular component: endoplasmic reticulum; membrane. NCBI's taxonomy places the organism in Eukaryota, Metazoa, Chordata, Actinopteri, Gobiiformes, Gobiidae. The transcript is spliced from 21 exons. Gene Ontology annotation, molecular function: calcium ion binding; mannosyl-oligosaccharide 1,2-alpha-mannosidase activity. Gene Ontology annotation, biological process: carbohydrate metabolic process; mannose trimming involved in glycoprotein ERAD pathway; endoplasmic reticulum mannose trimming. The coding region runs from base 795 to 3515 and encodes 906 amino acids. The record is from RefSeq and is a predicted model, not a curated record.
CGUAUUGACCCAAAGUAGCAUCCGGUUUUUCUGGACAGGCUAGCCAGAGAUGCUUGAAAUGCCGCUGUGUGAUCGACUGAAUUAUCCUCAUUUCAAAUCGAGAAAUUAAGCAAACUACCAGCCUACACCGCUUUCUAAAAUGAACGUUUUUUGACAGCUUCUUUUGUUAUUCGAGCCUCUUUGGCCUUCGGUAGCUUUAAGAGUUAGCACAUCUGGCUAACUGGCUUAUCAGCCUUUUUGCUACUGUCAAGUUUCUGCCUCCUGCUUGGCCGACAGCUGACAGAAACUCUGCUCUUGUGGAAAUAAUUAACUUAGCCUCUGUUUGGACCUUUACUCGCUGCUGGUGGCUGUUGGGAGGAGAAUGUAGCUGUUAGAUAGCUGGAUUCAUUGUGUGAUUGUAAGAUCCAUAAACGCUUAAAAAUAGAUUCUUGGAAUUUGUCGCGUAUCACAGGGUUUUUAUUUUAUUUUUCCAGUCUGAUACUUAAUUUGCCAAAACGUCAACGUGUCUCAGCCUAAUUUGUUGCAGAUCCGGGUGACAAGAUGGAAAUGUAAACAGGUGUGACAUGUAUGCAUAGCACAGCAUAGGUUCUUUCAUAACGGCGAAGAAUAGUUUUUGUAGAACCUGAUGGACUGGCUAUUGCACAUUGACGGAGGAACAGAAAAUUGUUGUUUUCUUCACUGACCAAGUUGGGGUCUGGUUAGAGUAGUUGAAUUGUAAUGUCGGGGUUUCUAGGACCAAGGAAGACUGGCUGAAAAUAUUUUGCAUCGAGCUGAAGUUAAGCCUUCCAUUCAUAAUGCUAUUCGUACUGUUGAUACCAAUGUUUCUUGGGGCAUUGUGUAUUCAUGGGGAGGCAAUAACAAGAGAGGAGAAACGCAAAUUAAAGGACCAAGUGGUGGAGAUGUUUGACCAUGCAUAUCAAAAUUAUAUGGACCAUGCAUAUCCGGCAGAUGAACUGAUGCCUUUAACAUGCAGAGGCAGAGUGCGAGGUCUUGAGCCCAGCCGAGGUGACGUGGAUGAUGCUUUGGGCAAGUUCUCUCUGACACUUAUUGAUACCCUGGAUACUUUAGUGCUUUUAAACAAAACAACAGAGUUUGAGGCUGCAGUUAAAAGAGUCUUGUCUGAUGUGAGGCUGGACAAUGACAUUGUGGUUUCAGUAUUUGAAACUAACAUUCGUGUUCUUGGUGGUCUUCUGGGAGGGCACUCCAUGGCUGUGAUGCUGAAAGAGGAAGGACAGCUCAUGCAGUGGUAUCAGGAUGAGCUUUUGCACAUGGCCAAAGACGUCGGCCUCAGAUUACUGCCAGCCUUCAACACCAGCAGUGGCCUGCCGUAUCCUAGAGUGAACCUAAAGUAUGGCGUUAGAGGCCCUGAGACAAGAACAGGCACAGAAACGGACACCUGUACUGCAUGUGCUGGUACCAUGAUUUUGGAGUUUGCCGCCUUAAGUCGUUUUACUGGAGAUCCAGUGUUUGAGGCUCAUGCACGGAAAGCCUUAGACUUUCUAUGGGAAAAGAGGCAGAGAAACAGCAAUCUUGUUGGAACUACAAUCAACAUCCACUCAGGGGAGUGGGUCCGUAGAGACAGUGGAGUAGGAGCUGGAAUUGACUCAUACUAUGAAUACCUGCUUAAGGCUUACAUCUUACUGGGAGAUGACCAGUUCCUUCAACGCUUCAAUAUACACUAUGCAUCCAUAAUGAAGUACAUUAGUCAGCCUCCACUGCUGCUUGAUGUCCACAUCCACAAGCCUCUGCUCCCUGCUCGGACAUGGAUGGACUCUUUGCUUGCCUUCUUCCCUGGUCUUCAGGUGCUAAAGGGAGAUAUACGUCCCGCUAUUGAGACACAUGAGAUGUUGUAUCAAGUUACCAAAAAACACAACUUUUUGCCAGAGGCCUUCACAACUGAUUUUAGGGUACACUGGGCACAGCAUCCCUUGAGGCCAGAGUUUGCAGAGAGCACUUAUUUCCUGUACAAGGCCACAGGAGACCCGUAUUACUUGGAGGCAGGUCGCACCAUUCUGGACAACCUAAAUAGAUAUGCUCGUGUACCCUGUGGAUUUGCUGCGAUGAAGGACGUACGCACCGGUAGUCAUGAGGACAGAAUGGACUCAUUCUUCCUUGCUGAAAUGUUUAAAUAUCUGUUCCUGCUUUUUGCUGAUGCGGAAGAUGUACCGUUCGAUGUGGAGGACUACAUUUUUACUACAGAGGCUCACUUUCUUCCUUUGUCCCUUUCCACUGCUCGCCAAUCUUCAUCCAUAACUCUGAAUAUAACAUCUGAAGAAGAAUUGGAUGACUCCAACUUUGACUGGACUUGUCCCAACACCCGGCUACUGUUUCCUGAUCCUGCUUUCCCUCGAAAUAUCAGAGAACCUAUCCGCAGUGUAGUGGACAAGAGCUGCCCUCGGCCUGCUCCAUACAGAGAGCCUGGUAUAGGCCGUCCUCCGCUGAGAGCUCAGGAUUUUAUGGCAAAUAACCCUGAACAUCUGGAGCUACUCAGAAGAAUGGGCGUCAGUCUUAUCCACCUGAAGGAUGGACGAGUACAGUUGGUUCAACAUGCUACACAAGCUGUGAGUGCAGUGGCAGCAGAGGACGGAGUACGGUUUAUGCAGGAGAUGAUGGAGUUGUCCAGUCAGCAGCAGAAAGAACAGCUUCCCCCCAGAGCCAUUCAGAUUGUCUCACAUCCGUUCUUUGGCAGGGUAGUGCUGACAGCAGGCCCUGCACAAUUUGGCACAGACCUGUCCAAGAGUGUCACUGGGGUAAGAGGUUUUGUGACUGUAGCUGAACCGUACAGUGGCUGCAGUGAGAUUACCAAUGCUGAGUAUAUCCAGGGCCACAUUGCACUGCUCCAGAGGGGCCAGUGCAUGUUUGCAGAGAAAGCCCGGCAUAUUCAGAAGGCUGGUGCCAUCGGGGGUAUUGUAAUUGAUGACAACGAAGGCAGUAGCAGUGACACGGCUCCCCUCUUCCAAAUGGCUGGAGAUGGACGCAGCACUGAUGACAUCACUUUACCUCUUCUGUUCCUCUUCCACAAAGAGGGCAACAUACUGUUGGAGGCACUGAAGGAGUACCGAGAGGUGGAGGUGCUUCUGAGUGACAAAGCUCGGGACAGAGCAACUAUAUUUAAAGGUAAACCCCUUCCUGGCAGCUUGAUUGAAGACAGUGUGGAUACACAAGAAACACAAGAGGACUGUGUAACUGAUGCAACAACUGCAACCUCCUUUGAGCCUCUGGGCCUAUCAGACUUAACCACGACAGAGCGAGCUGAACCUGCUCCUCAAGUUGUGACGUCACCGGAGGAAGUUGAUGGGGCAAAUGAAGGAACCAGCCCUGCCCAGGAUGUUGACCUUUCUGAAGACUUGACUCCUAAAGAGUCUCAUUCAGCUGAGGCAAAAGAGGAGGUAGAUUCUGAGCCAAAAGAGGAGGCCAAGGACCGGACAGAAAACAGGCGCUCUGUGGAGUCGCUGCUUGCUGACUGGCAGGAGGACUUGGAAGCAUUCCAGCAGAUGGAGAGGGAUGAACUCUGAUGUCACAUGUGACAUGUUGAGCCCUGAGACUGUGGUGGGAGCAGAGAGGGGCAAAUAUCCGCGUGACCAGCCUUAACUAACUAGUCACUGAAAACAAGGGUAAUUUUUAACAUAGUUGUCUAUGUUAAAAGCUGCGUUAUGCAUUUUACACUGUAGAUGGCAUUAUGUGCCAAGGCAGCCCACAUAUUGUAUUUCUGGACCACAAGGGAGUUGGUUGCCUGGUUCAUGGUGAUUCACAGGCUUCUUACCUCAUAAACCUCAUAAAUAGUUUUUUUUUUUUUUUUCCAUCAGUCACAUAUAUUGGACCCAGACUGUACUGUAUGUGACUUGCCACUUCCCAUGUGUCUCACAGUGCAAUUGAUAUUUUAACUCUUUGCUUUUUGAAUGCUUGUUCUAACUUGUUUUACUAAAUAAGUCUCUCCAUUUGAUUUUAUUUAAA